This is a messenger RNA of Tricharina praecox, 861 nucleotides long. RefSeq lists its product as uncharacterized. NCBI's taxonomy places the organism in Eukaryota, Fungi, Ascomycota, Pezizomycetes, Pezizales, Pyronemataceae. The record is from RefSeq and is a predicted model, not a curated record. The transcript has 4 exons. Bases 1 to 861 code for a protein of 286 amino acids.
AUGUCUCAUGAUACGGGCUCCUCUGGUCCAAUGACAGAAGCCGAGCUCCCAAUCGACAGUUUCUACCCUACAUCCUACGUCCAGAAGAUAUUCGCCAUUCUCACGGGAGGUUGCACACGGGCGAAACAGACAGACAGGACUGGUGGCCUCGCGGGCACUGACCACAUCCUGGCGGAGGGAGAUGCCCUUCGAUUCUUCGAGCCAUCUCCACGCAUGGAAAUCCACCGACCGACCUUCCUCAUAAGCACCCGGGCCCCCAUCCGCCCGCAUCCUGUCCUGUCCGCCACCGACACCCCACGCGCAACAGGCAUAGCUACAACCCGAACGAUGUCCCGAAAGCAAUCCCCCACAUCAAGCCUCACGCCCGACGCACGGUUCAUGCGUCUGUGCUGCGCCGUCCUCGAGAGCAUGGUCAACACGCCCAAGAUCAACUACACCCUCCUCGCGCAGAAGAUGGGAUACGCGAACGCGCGGGUCGCACAAGACAGCUACUGCCGCUUCCGAGCUCGACUCCGCGGCGACGCGAACUACGCCAAUCGUGGCGGCGGCAAGAGCAAGAGCAAGAGCAAGGAGAAGUACCUGGCGAAGGUUAGGGGGUUGGGGGAUGGCGAGCCGCCGAAGCAUUACGAUGAGCCGGUUGACGAUGAUGAGGAGGAGGUGAAGGGGAAGGGGAAAUGGCUGGUUGACGGGGAGGUGAAGGUGAAGGUCAAGGUGGAGAAGGAGGAGGAGGAGGAGGUGAAAGUGAAGGUGGAACAGAAGGUGGAGGUGGAAGAGAGAAUGUAUUGGGUGGUUAAGACGGAGCCUGAUACCGAAGUGUGGGUCUGGGAGGGCGCGGAUGUGAGUCAUGAGCAUCAUGACUAG